This is a messenger RNA of Eurytemora carolleeae, 802 nucleotides long. RefSeq lists its product as uncharacterized. The record is from RefSeq and is a predicted model, not a curated record. The coding region runs from base 166 to 663 and encodes 165 amino acids. The transcript is spliced from 7 exons. Lineage: Eukaryota; Metazoa; Arthropoda; Copepoda; Calanoida; Temoridae.
GAUUGAUUGAUUUAGGAUCAGCUGCACAUUGACCUGUUCGUUUUCUUCUCUGUUUUCUUCUCCUGUUUUUUCCUGUUUCUGGCAGUUUGUGUAGUUUUCUGGAAGUUUAAACAGCUAACUGACAUUAGAAGGGUUCGACAGCGACAGGUGUUAGAGUUGACCCUGAUGGCGAGAAGACCCUUUGCAGUACAGAAUUUGGUCUUGGAGUGUGAACCACUGUGUUUCCGGUCUAUUGAAAAAACCCUUCCCCCACUCAGGGACAAGCGGCAUAAGAAAUGGAGUUACCACGUUUACCCUGAAUUAGACCAAAUAAGGUCUCCUCGAGAAAACCAGAAAGACGAUGUGGUUCCUCAACGUGGUGAGAGAGGACCUGACGAUGCUAAUGCAGCACAUGUUAAAAAUGACGAAGAAGUUGUGUCAAGAAAUUUAUUAGAAGUAGCCCAGGACAAAGCAGGGCCGCCGAAUGAGCGAGGAUGUCAGCAGCAGGAUGGGUUUGGAAUCCGUGGAGUAACUGUUGAACCGUUGGCUGACGGUCAGGCUGCUGUAGCUUCUAUUCUAAUCCAUCUUCCAGGUGAUCAUGUGCGGUUGGGUGUUGGGUGUGUUCUUACAAACAAAAUGUUUGCCGGAAAACCCUUGAGGUCCUACAGGGUUCUGGGUACAUGAAUACAGUACAAUGGUACAUGAAUACAUGGUACAUGAAUACAUGGUACAUGAAUGGAAAUCAUAUUAAAAGAAAACACUGACUAAACUCGUAUAUAUAUAUAUAUAUUUAUAUAUGUAUAAACUUACGUUCAUUUAUAUA